AUGGCAAGUGAAAGGAAAGUUUGUAUAAUUGGAGCCGGACCUUGUGGUACCUCAGCAUUAUUCCACUUUGAUCAGAUCAAUGAUUCUACGACGGAAGUCAUCUGCUACGAGAAAAGCGACAAGUGGCUUGGACUUUGGAACUUAACAUGGAUGACUGGAACUGAUGAAUAUGGAGAACCUUGUCAUGGUGGCAUGUACAAACAUAUGUGGUCAAAUGGUCCUAAAGAAGGCCUUGAGUACCCGGAUUAUACAUUUACUGAUCACUUUGGAAAACCAAUACCAUCUUAUCCUCCACGACCGGUUAUAAGAGAUUACUUGGAAGGCAGGCUUGUCAAGAAAAGCAAAUCAGAUUUAAAGCAGUUUAUCAAAUGGACCACUGUCGUAAGAUAUGUGCGCUACAAUACAAAGUCAGAUGAUUUUACGGUUACAACAGAAGAUAUAAAGACGGGUCAUACUAACGACACCAAUUUCACUCACGUCAUAGUUGCAGUAGGCAUAUAUAAUUCCCCAGACAAACCAUACUUUGAAGGCAUAGAGACCUUUCCUGGUAGGAUAAUACAUUCACAUGACUUCCGUGAUGCUACACAGUUCAAAGGUCAGCGAGUGUUGGUUGUCGGGGCUAAGAAUUCUGCAGAGGAUAUUGCGUUGCAAUGUAUGAAAUUUGGCGCCAAAAAUAUUGUGACAUCUUAUAGAUCGAGCCCAUUGAAUUAUAAUUGGCCAGUUGGAAUUGAAGAAAGGCCUUUAGUCCAGAAAAUAGAUGGAAAAAUUGUACAUUUUCUUGACGGUAGUUUUACUGAAGUUGAUUCAAUUAUCCUGAGCACUGGCUACAAGUAUAUGUUCCCGUUCAUGGAGAACAAUUUACGACCUGUUUUAUCUAACAUUUUAUAUCCUGCUGGCUUAUACAAGGGUUCACUUUGGUUACAGGGAGGUAACAGGAAACUGUUUUACAUGGGAGUCCAGCACCACUGUUUCACCUUCACAAUGUUUGAUGCCCAGGGGCUCUGGAUAUGUAGGUAUAUAACGGACACGUUAUCAAACAAAGUAAAGAGCUAUGAAGAAAUGAAGAAAGAAGAGCAAAAAUGGUUAAAGAGAUGCAACAGCCUAAAAGACAUCCAUGAACAGAUAGACUUUCAGGCUGAUUUUAUCAAAGAUCUGAGCGACGGAACCGAAUAUUCAUCCGAUGCGCCUAAGGCAAAAGAUUUUUUUCACAAGUGGGCAUGUGAUAAAAGAGCGAAUAUUGUUACUUACAGGGACCAGCAAUACAAAUCGCUUUAUUCUGGUACUGAAACAGUUCCCUGCAGUAAACCGUGGUUUCAAAAUUUUGACGAUUCACUAAACUCAUUUGUCAAUAGAUAGACUAAAUAAUUCUGACAUGCAAUAUGCUUAAUUGUAGCACCAUAUGCAUAUCAGCUAAGCUCAAGGAUUUCUAUUUUUUGGAAUGAAACAAUGUUAUGCUGUACUAUUGAGGCUCGAAUAUUAUGUUUUUGUGAUAAACGCCA
Molecule: messenger RNA, 1499 nt
Organism: Mytilus trossulus (common blue mussel)
Lineage: Eukaryota; Metazoa; Mollusca; Bivalvia; Mytilida; Mytilidae
Product: trimethylamine monooxygenase-like
Exons: 4
Coding region: 1-1356 (451 amino acids)
Molecular function (GO): N,N-dimethylaniline monooxygenase activity; NADP binding; flavin adenine dinucleotide binding
Source: RefSeq, a predicted model, not a curated record